GAGAUGGUCACGUGUUUACAUUCCCUCUAUUCAAGAUGGCGGACCGUCGUCUCUUCCUUCUCUGUUCUGCUUUCGUGGUUAUUUGUCAUUUUACUGUAGAAGCCGUCUUUCCCGUUCCUGUAUUCAUUUGGUCUAAAGAAAGUUCCCUGACCCAAGACUCUUCGCCCCUUGCUGGUCACACGCUAUCAACUGAGGACUUCCAAAAUAAAUACCUUCAAAAGGUGCUACACAAGCCUCAAACAGUCGCACUGUUUGUUCAAGACAGGUUAAGUGUGGAUGACUUUACCCGGUAUGGUGAUGCCUUUACCUCUGGCAGUCAUGGAGCCUUCAAUAAUCUCAAGAUAACCAUGGACAAAGCCAAUUCAUCUAUAGUCCUACCCUCCGUGGAUUCUACAUUUGAGGGGCUGACAUCUGGCCUCACUGAUUACAUCAAGUCUCAGAUCGACGGAAAGCUAUUUGUUGUGAAUGAAGAAGAUGUUGACUCUUUCUCCAUUGACAAAUACACAAUGAAUCAACAGAGGACAAAUGUUUUUAUUAUAAACCUCCGCCCUGUUGAGUUAAGCUCUCCGUCCAAUGCUGGUCUUGUCUUCUCACAAAAUGAUCAAUUGAUGGCCUCAAUAACAAAGCAGAUAGCAGCCAGUAACAGUCCUUCAUAUACGUGCAUUCUGACAGGCGACGCCCCCAGCAAGAUUGUCCUGGACCAACAGAUAGCAGAGGUGAGGGCCUCACUCCCACAUGAUCGCUUACGGAGAGAUGCAGACCCAUUAGAUGCUGAUAACAGCAGAGUUAACACCAUCACUUUUGGCAAUGGCACCCUGUUUGUUAAUGGAGAUUGUGUCUUCAUGAAUAUGGCUGGGCUGGUGGUGAGGUCAGACAAUAAGACCUUCAACAUUCUCAAUACAACAUCCCUUACUGGAACAGUUCAAUCCAAGUGCUCCAAUGUCUCUGACUCCAGUGUCGACCUUAACCUCAAGACUACUGAGCUGAGCACUUUUAAGCUAAGAGUUACAUUCAACCUGACCCAAGGAGCCUGGUACUGCAAGGAGAUGAAGCUCACAGCUACUGGGGGUGACUGGAAUCUCGAAAAGACAUAUCCCUGUCAACAGCAAGUCCAGAUUCCAAUGCAGAUGUCUUACCACUGCUACAAUGCUACCUUCAAGGGAAAUGGUUCUGCCAUUCGGUUCCUGGACUUCCAGGUACAAGCCUAUGGCAUCGAGAAUGGCCGCUUCUCAUAUGCCUAUGAUUGUGUUGGCUUCUUUUCCAUCCCCAUCUUGAUGGGUCUAUUGACAGUCGGCGUGCUGUUAAUGAUUCUUUUCUUUGGAGUGAUGGCAGUGUUCAGUAUCACCACCAUGGAUAGAUUUGAUGACCCAAGAGGUCCUGGAAUCAAUAUUGGAAGCACUGUACAAGGCUAAUAUACAGUUAUAGAAUUUUAUCCAAUUUUGAUUAGGUUAUUUCUAAUGUUUUGUUUACAUGUAAACAAAUAGACAUGAAGCCUGGCUGUUUGUUAUGGAUAAGUUGAUUGUAAGUAAUGUCUGGGUGCCAAAGAAAUUUCAUUCUUUCACAAAAAUACAGUGUUAACAUAACUAGCCAUGUGCUAUCACCGAUUCAAUGAAAACUGUUUAGUGAGUCAGCAGAUACAAGUUAUAAUAUCCUGGUCUUUGCAGUACAAGCUGUGACCUACUUUUGCAUUUUGCAGUGUUGUCCGAGGCGUAGUAGGAGAUUCUGAAAGGGGAAGGGGUUAAAACCUGUAAAAAAAUUAAAUCAAUUAUUUUGUACUUUAGCAAGCUCAAAUUCUUUUUUUUUUUUUUUUUCAUGACUAUUACUCUUUGGCUAUUAGAGUGGUUUUCAUUAACACGUGAAACAAAGUGUGAUAAUCAAAGUGUAAUAAAGAGAACAAUGGAAUUAGAUUGCAAUAAAGUGUAAUACGCUAAAAGUGUAGUUCAGGGUUAAUGAAAAUCACUCUACAGUUUGUUUCAUUGACACUUGCAACUUGGGCCAACAAGUCAGUAAUAUCAGGAAAUAAAUGUAGCAUUGUGGUGCCUAGUAUUGUUAAUGUUGUACAGUGCUGUGAAGUUCUUUGGUAACAUUUCUUUGUCUUAUUCGAGCAAGAAUAAGUUAACAAUACUGGUCAAUGUUGGAGCUUUUUUAUUAACAAACACAUUGUACGAAUUCAUUAGAAUCGUGAUUAUGUUCUUGCAAAUAUGAGUAUGUGGGAGAGCUUUACAAAAAUUGAUUGGGAUUAUGUAAAAAACAGAUGGAAUAAAAUUUAAACAAAAA
Molecule: messenger RNA, 2277 nt
Organism: Nematostella vectensis (starlet sea anemone)
Lineage: Eukaryota; Metazoa; Cnidaria; Anthozoa; Actiniaria; Edwardsiidae
Product: V-type proton ATPase subunit S1
Exons: 10
Coding region: 36-1412 (458 amino acids)
Cellular component (GO): proton-transporting V-type ATPase complex
Source: RefSeq, a predicted model, not a curated record